Messenger RNA from Arachis duranensis, 708 nucleotides. RefSeq lists its product as uncharacterized. The transcript is spliced from 2 exons. Bases 1 to 708 code for a protein of 235 amino acids. NCBI's taxonomy places the organism in Eukaryota, Viridiplantae, Streptophyta, Magnoliopsida, Fabales, Fabaceae. The record is from RefSeq and is a predicted model, not a curated record.
AUGGAAGAGAACCCCAUCCAUCCCAUCAUCUUGGAGAGGCCAUUUUUAGCCACAGCCAAGGCGCUUAUAGAUGUGGAGCGAGGAGAGCUAGUAUUAAAGAUACACGAUGAACAGCUCACCUUCAACGUUUUCAAACCAUCACAAGAAGCAUAUCAUGAUAACAAAGAGUCAGAGGAAGAUCACAAUGAGGGGCUGAUGGAAGAGACAAACAUGGGAACACAAGCACCACACCUGAAAAUUCCCAUUGGUGACAACCAACGUGAUCAGAAGGAGCAACAGCCAAGUGAGUUCAACAUUGAAAUUAGAGACAAAAAAGGUGUGGAGAACAAGGUGACAGACCAUCUAUCCAGAAUCCCUUGUGAGAAGGAUGAUGCCCAUGAUACAAGUGUAAAUGAAUUCUUCCUAGAUGAGCAGCUAAUGAUGAUUCAUAAAGCACCUUGGUUUGCGGAUAUUGCCAAUUUUAAAGCAGCCGGUGACUUACCCCCUGGAAUCAACAAAUAUCAAAGAAGGAAGCUCAUCAAUGAUGCCAAGUAUUUCAUUUGGGAUGAACCCUAUCUCUUUAAGAAAUACUCAGAUGGAAUCCUUAGGAGGUGCAUCUUAGAAGAAGAAGGACGAAGGGUCCUGUGGAGUUGCCAUAGUGCUAGUUAUGGAGGUCACUUUGGAGGAGAAAGAACUGCCGCAAAGGUGCUGCAAUGUGGGUUCUUCUAG